Lycium ferocissimum is the source of this 1742-nucleotide messenger RNA. RefSeq lists its product as uncharacterized. The transcript is spliced from 9 exons. The record is from RefSeq and is a predicted model, not a curated record. Gene Ontology annotation, molecular function: zinc ion binding. Lineage: Eukaryota; Viridiplantae; Streptophyta; Magnoliopsida; Solanales; Solanaceae. Bases 165 to 1427 code for a protein of 420 amino acids.
GGGCCAGGCAGAACAAUUAUGUAACUUUGCUUGUGUUUUAUUCCACAACAAACAAUAACUCCCCGACCAGAGUCUCAAUACAAGUCUCCUCAGUUUCAUUUGGGGGUCUUCCUAAAUCUCCAUACAAGAAAUCUUUAAUCCUGUAUGUGAAGUAAUUAUAAAGAAUGGAGGAAGCUAGAGGAACAGAAGCAGCACCCAUACCAUUUUCAGAUAAUGUUCCUCCUUCUUCUCCUAGGACAUCAUCACAGGCUGAUUAUCAGAAAAGGGAAUCCUCCAAUAUGGUUUCCGGUUUGGGUCCAAGCAUGAAACGAGCAGAUCUUUCCCUUCAAAUACCUCCAAGACAUGAAGGCUUUGGAAUUGGCAGAAAGUAUUCACCCCGUUCACCAGGAGGUUUUCUUCGGGCUUUAAGCUUUAAGAAGAAAGCUGCUUCAUCUGAUGGUGAGAGAAGCUCUCUCCUCAGUUCAGAUCGUAAGGUAGUUCCAGGAAGCCCUCUUUCAGCAAACCUCUUAUCCUCCUCCAAUUGGCAAAAAUGUACUUCUCUACCUGUGACCCCUGCUUCAAAUUUAUCUCCAUCAGUUUCCACGCCUAUUUCUGCUAGGACACACGGUGAACAACAAAGGUUACAUUCAUCGCUGAUUGGGGCAUCUAAAGCUAGUAUUUCGAGGUCCCUUUCUGUGCCUGGAAGAAAUUUUGUCAUUGUUAGAUCAAUGUCCUUUGCUACCCAUGAAGAGCAUGUUCCAGAUACUGGAGAUGAAAUUACUCCUGCUCCUGAGAAUGAGGAUCGGGAAAUCCCUGAAGAGGAAGCAGUUUGUAGGAUCUGUCUGGAGGCAUGUGAUGAAGGCAAUACUUUCCAGAUGGAGUGCAGCUGCAAAGGUGACCUAAGACUUGUUCACGAGGAAUGUGCAAUCAAGUGGUUUAGCAUGAAAGGGAACAAAAUUUGUGAUGUUUGUCGACAGGAAGUUUCUAAUUUACCUGUCACUUUGCUGCGGGUUUCCAGUACUAGUCAACAAGAGAACAGACUGGAGCACAACAAUUCUCAAAGAAUAAGUGCUUGGCAGGACUUUGUGGUGCUUGUUUUGAUCAGCACAAUAUGCUAUUUCUUCUUCCUUGAGCAGUUAUUGGUUCGUGACAUGAAAACUCAGGCGCUUGUGAUUGCUGCACCAUUUGCUUUUACAAUCGGUCUUUUGGCAUCUAUUUUUGCUGUCAUCCUAGCUAUUAGGGAGUACGUAUGGACCUAUGCCGCUUUAGAGUUUGCUCUUGUGGCCAUUACUCUACAUGUUUUCUACUCUAUGCUUCAAUUGCAGGCAGUCUAUUCAAUAAUGAUAGCAUCAGUUUUGGGUUUUGGUGCUUCUAUGAGUCUCAACGCAAUGUACAUCCGAUACUAUUCUUGGCGAGUCCAAAUUUCCCAAGAUUCUAACCCUGUAUGACAUGAGCAUGACAGAGAAAUGAUCAAGUUGUAUAGGAGAUAUUGAAUAUGCGUUUUCCCCCCUUAAAGAUGUAUUUUCCUUGUAUUAUUUUAUCUUGCUUCUUUUCCCAGUGAUCUUGUGUAAUGAGGUGGUUGAUACCUCAAGAAAUGUGUAUACCAACAUAGUUACAGUAGCUAUCGGUAGUCUUCUAUGUCUACUGGUAGAGAAUAGCAGCUCAAUGUAAGGCUGGGACAUGGUCAUUUUUCUGACAAUGAUGGCUGGGACAUGGCCAUUCGCAUUGCCAAAUUCUGAAGUACUGGUUUUGUGCUUUUAUUA